AUGGAAAAGAAAGAGGCGCAACAGGAAAAUCAACAAGGAAUUAUUCAAGUAUCUUCUGAGCUGCCAGGGAGUACUAUAAAAAAUCAGGAUGGGCCUGCUGGAAAUCAAAACAGGGGAAGAGAAAUGCAAAAGAAAAUUGAUUUUAAUAGAAGGACAUUCAGGGGAAGUAGUGAACCACCAAAACUAUUCUACAAACCUACAGGUAGCAUAUUUGGUGUUGACAAGCCUCAUCCCACAUCUGCAGCUGGAUUUGUAAAUCAAGAAGAUACUACAAGGGUGGUAAAUUUGGAAAAAGAGCAAGGACAACAGCCUUGUAAACAAAAUGUGAUCCAUGACACCUCCAAAAGCAUCAAUACUAGCACCUCCGACAAAGCUCAGAUAGAAGAAGGAAAAGAGCAAACAAGAGGCAACAAUAUGGAUUUCAACAGUGAGAAUGGUAUUCAAAAAGAGUCCAUGGAACUAAAUACUAACAAGAUGAUUGCUAUUAAAGACAAAAAAGAGCUCCAAAUUGACAUAUUCGAUGGAGAAUGGAAGGUAGUGGGCAGUUGGAAAAGUAGAAAAAAGCCCGACAACAAAUUUGGAUCUUCACAAAGGAGUCACAAACAUAACAAAAUUAGUGAAGAAGCCAUAGCCGAUAUCACCCGGAAUAGUUUUGAUGAACUAAUGGAGGAUGAAGAAGAGCUACUGACCAGUACAAGUAAAUCAAAACCAAAAAACAGUGUGGAGGAAGGAAAGGAUCUAGAAGGAACUAAAUCAAAUUCUCAAGAUGAGUGGGCUGAUAGGACUUCAUCAUCAUCAGCAGAAGAAGAAGAAGAGGAGGAGGAGAAUUCAUCAGAUGGCUCAUCAGAGGAGGAAGAGGAUGAGGAAGAGGAAGAAGGGGAAAUACAGGAAAAAGAAAAGGUUUUUAUCAAUAUUAGAAGAAAAGAACUGGGAAUAAAAGGUCAAGAGGCUGAUACAGAAAAGAAGACUGCUCAAAGGAAACCUCAGAAGACCAAGACGGACCAUAGUAGCCAAAUCAAUCCAAAUAUCAGAAACCAAAAAGUGGAUCAACAAAAACCAUCCAAGUUCACUUUUCAUGAUUAG
Messenger RNA from Capsicum annuum, 1083 nucleotides. RefSeq names its product histone acetyltransferase KAT6B. The transcript has a single exon. The coding region runs from base 1 to 1083 and encodes 360 amino acids. NCBI's taxonomy places the organism in Eukaryota, Viridiplantae, Streptophyta, Magnoliopsida, Solanales, Solanaceae. The record is from RefSeq and is a predicted model, not a curated record.